This is a messenger RNA of Apodemus sylvaticus (European woodmouse), 1730 nucleotides long. RefSeq names its product WAP, follistatin/kazal, immunoglobulin, kunitz and netrin domain containing 1 (gene Wfikkn1). Gene Ontology annotation, biological process: negative regulation of transforming growth factor beta receptor signaling pathway. Bases 8 to 1666 code for a protein of 552 amino acids. Lineage: Eukaryota; Metazoa; Chordata; Mammalia; Rodentia; Muridae. The transcript is spliced from 2 exons. Gene Ontology annotation, cellular component: extracellular region. Gene Ontology annotation, molecular function: transforming growth factor beta binding; receptor antagonist activity; serine-type endopeptidase inhibitor activity. The record is from RefSeq and is a predicted model, not a curated record.
GGUCCCCAUGCCUGCCCCACAGCCACCCCUGCCUCUGCUCUUUGUCUUCGUGUUCAUCCAUCUGACCUCGGAGACCAACCUGCUGCCAGAGCCUGGGAGCCACCCAGGCAUGUGCCCCAACCAGCUCAGCCCACACCUGUGGGUCGACGCCCAGAGCACCUGUGAGCGUGAGUGUGCGAAGGACCAGGACUGUGCCGCAUCCGAGAAGUGCUGCACCAAUGUGUGUGGCCUGCAGAGCUGCGUGGCUGCCCGCUUCCCCAGCGGUGGCCCCGCUGCACCUGAGACAGCAGCCUCCUGUGAAGGCUUCCAGUGCCCACAGCAGGGUUCUGACUGUGACAUCUGGGAUGGACAGCCAGUCUGUCGCUGCCGUGACCGCUGUGAAAAAGAACCCAGCUUCACCUGUGCUUCCGACGGCCUUACCUAUUACAACCGCUGCUAUAUGGACGCAGAAGCCUGCCUGCGGGGGCUCCACCUGCAUGUUGUACCCUGUAAGCACAUUCUCAGCUGGCCACCCAGCAGCCCAGGACCACCCGAGACCACCGCUCGCCCGACCCCUGGGGCUGCUCCCAUGCCACCUGCCCUGUACAACAGCCCCUCACCACAGGCAGUGCAUGUUGGAGGGACAGCCAGCCUCCACUGCGAUGUUAGUGGCCGUCCACUACCUGCUGUGACCUGGGAGAAACAGAGCCAUCAGCGGGAGAACCUCAUCAUGCGCCCUGACCAAAUGUACGGCAACGUGGUUGUCACCAGUAUUGGACAGCUGGUACUCUACAAUGCCCAGCUGGAGGAUGCAGGCCUGUACACCUGCACUGCACGAAACGCUGCGGGCCUGCUGCGGGCCGACUUUCCCCUUUCCGUUUUGCGGCGGGCAACUACUCAGGACAGGGACCCAGGCGUCCUGGCCCUGGAGGAGUGCCAGCCUGACACACAAGCCUGUGUUGGGCCACCUACUCCCCAUCACGUCCUGUGGCGCUUUGACCCGCAGCGAGGCAGCUGCAUGACAUUCCCAGCCCUCAAAUGUGAUGGGGCUGCCCGGGGUUUUGAGACCUACGAGGCAUGCCAGCAGGCCUGUGUCCGCGGCCCUGGGGAUGUCUGUGCCCUGCCUGCAGUUCAGGGUCCCUGCCAGGGCUGGGAGCCGCGCUGGGCCUACAGCCCACUGCUGCAGCAGUGCCAUCCCUUUGUGUACAGUGGCUGUGAAGGGAACAGCAACAACUUUGAGAGCCGGGAGAGCUGUGAGGAUGCUUGCCCUGUACCUCGCACACCACCCUGUCGCGCCUGCCGCCUCAAGAGCAAGCUGGCUCUGAGCUUGUGCCGCAGUGACUUUGCCAUUGUGGGUAGACUCACAGAAGUCCUGGAGGAGCCCGAGGCUUCAGGCGGCAUUGCCCGAGUGGCCCUGGAUGAUGUGCUAAAGGAUGACAAGAUGGGCCUCAAGUUCUUGGGCACCAAAUACCUGGAGGUGACACUGAGUGGCAUGGACUGGGCCUGCCCAUGCCCCAAUGUGACAGCCGGCGAUGGGCCACUGGUCAUCAUGGGUGAGGUUCGUGAAGGUGUGGCUGUGUUGGACGCCAACAGCUACGUCCGUGCUGCCAGCGAGAAGCGAGUCAAGAAGAUUGUAGAACUGCUUGAGAAGAAGGCUUGUGAACUGCUCAACCGCUUCCAAGACUAGCUUUAUGCAUAAUCCCCAUUCCUGCCCUCCUUCCUGCUGAAUAAAUGUCUUUGACUAUGGGAUU